ACUGGCAGCGCAGACUAGAUGCACACACAUUGAAUGAAAGUCAGUGUAGCAGGCUGUUGCCACCAGCAACUGAUAUCUGCUCCCCGUAAAGUUAUCUUAGUGUCUCGGCAUCUGGUGAGACUGUGUUAGCAGAGAUAAUCUUACACAUUGGUAAAGACAGGUUCAGGACAUCUGUGGAAGGGGAAGGACCAUUGCCUGUGUGUGGCAAUGCAGCGGGUCACGGCGCAGCUCGUGGCCGGUCUGAUUGCAGCGGUGCUUUCGCUGCUUGCAGAGCAGUGUUGGGCGGACGGCGGGGGCCUCAGCCUAGCGGAACGGGUUAUCUGGGCUGUAAAUUCCGGGGGUGAAUCGCAUGUAGACGUGCACGGUAUUCACUUCAAAAAGGACCCAUUGGAAGGGAAACUUGGCAAAGCAUCUGAUUAUGGGAUGCGUCUACCAAUACUGCGCUCCAGUCCAGAGGACCAGAUUCUGUAUCAGACAGAGCGCUACAAUGAGGACACUUUUGGAUAUGAUGUCCCCAUUCGUGAGGAAGGAGACUAUAUACUAGUUAUGAAGUAUGCGGAAGUUUACUUCGCCCAGUCACAGCAAAAGGUGUUUGAUGUGCGUCUGAAUGGCCAUGUGGUAGUGAAGGACCUGGAUAUCUUUGAGCGAGUGGGUCACAGUACCGCUCAUGAUGAGAUCGUGCCCUUCUCUAUUCGACGUGGCAAGCUCAGCGUGCAAGGAGAGGUGUCUACUUUCAACGGCAAGCUCACUGUGGAGUUUGUAAAGGGUUAUUAUGACAACCCGAAGGUCUGCGCUCUCUAUGUAAUGAAGGGGACAUUAGAAGAUGUGCCAAAACUUCAGCCUCACCCUGGCUUGGAGAAGCCCGAGGAAGAGGAGGAAGAGGAGGAGGAUAGUGAGGGAGGCGAGGAAGGUGGGAAGAAAAAGCUCCCCGCAGGUUCCAAGAACAGGGUCCAGUCAGGCCCCCGAACACCAAACCCAUACGCGGCAGACAACAGCAGCCUAAUGUUUCCCAUCCUCGUGGCGUUCGGGGUGUUCAUCCCCACACUGUUCUGCCUCUGUCGGCUGUGAGCCACAGCCAGCGCCUGAGGGGACGUCAAACAGACAAGACGGACAAGAGACUAUGG
Messenger RNA from Perca flavescens (yellow perch), 1124 nucleotides. RefSeq names its product malectin (gene mlec). The transcript has 6 exons. The record is from RefSeq and is a predicted model, not a curated record. Gene Ontology annotation, cellular component: membrane. The coding region runs from base 208 to 1068 and encodes 286 amino acids. NCBI's taxonomy places the organism in Eukaryota, Metazoa, Chordata, Actinopteri, Perciformes, Percidae. Gene Ontology annotation, molecular function: carbohydrate binding.